AUGGAUUUGGCGAUAUUUUCAGGAGCCCCAUUCGCUGUGGAGGCAGGCUCUGGGAAGCUACUAAAAUCGGGCUCCAGAAUGCAGUUAGGGAAUGGGGAAAGAGCUCUUUUUUGGCACGACCCUUGGUUAAAUAACUCAGCUCUCAAGACUCAAUUUCCUCGCCUGUUCUCGAUCGCAAGGCUACCCCUAGCCUCAGUGGCCGCAAUGGCUCAGAUAAAUGACCGUGGAUGCCAAUGGAAUAUUCCUUGGAUUAGAACUCUUAGAAUCCGAGAUCUAGAGGAAUGGGACCGGCUUUACCAGUUGCUUCUUCAAGUCAGAUUUCAGGAGGAUAAGGAGGACAAAAUGAUGUGGGAACCCAACAAAUCUGGCUCUUAUUCAGUAAGAUCCUUUUACACGGAACUUUCAAAAGGCUCGGGUUCAAGUUUGAAUCCGUGUUUACAGCAAAUUAUUCCCAAACUGUGGAAAAACCUUGUCCCAUACAAGAUAGAAGUAUUUUUUUGGUUAGCGUUGCAAGGAAGAAUCAACACAAAAAAGAAGCUUGCUCUUCUAAAAAUCCUUCCCAUGGAAGAGAUCAUAUGCUCCUUGUGCAAAUCAGACCCAGAAGACACCUCUCAUCUCUUUUUACACUGUCCUUUUGCUCAUGAAAUUUGGGGUUGGUGGUGGAAAAUGUGGGAUAUUUCUUGGGUAUGGCCAUCAAAUCUUGAUCAAGCAUUCGAACAAUGGGCUUUCCCUUCCUCAAAUAAAUUUUUCCGGAAAAUUUGGUCCUCGAUUUUUCUUGUGAUUGUGUGGUCGAUAUGGAAAGAACGCAAUUGUAGAAUUUUCAAUGGGCAGAUGAAUCAUCCGGAAUAUAUUCAAAAUCUGAUACUAGUCCGUUUGUGUUGGUGGGUUAGAGCAUGGAAGGAACCUUUCCCCUUCUCAGUUGAGGAGGUUAUAAGGAAUCCCAAAAGCCUCUUCUGGAAAAUGGAAGCGCGCAAUCAUCCCCGCAAAACAAGACCUUCCCAGCCUAGCCUAACAUGGUUUGUAGGUGCUUCCUCCUUAAUGCAGCGAGGAUCCUUGGGUGGAUAUCUUCUCAGUGGCGACAACAGAGUAAUCUGCCUAUUCUCGACUCCCUGCUCACCUUUACCACUUAACUCAGCUAUUGUUGCAGCUACUCAUAGAGCUCUGCAGAUCUCCCUUAACAUAGCAUCAAUCAAAUCCCAGCCUAUCAGAGUAGUUUCAUCUGCCUGGCAAGUAAGUCAAUGGUGUUCAUCCCCCGAAGGAGGCCCUUCCAAUCUCUCUUUCAUUUUGAAUUUCAUUCGCUCAUUACAUAAGAAAGGAAUGGCUACAAGUUUUGGCUUCCUCAAUGGGUGUGGGAAGAAAGUUGACAGAAUGUUAUCCGCCAAGGGCUUAUCUCGAUUCUCUGAUGUAGUAGUAUGGCUGUAG
This is a messenger RNA of Beta vulgaris subsp. vulgaris (sugar beet), 1422 nucleotides long. RefSeq lists its product as uncharacterized. The transcript is spliced from 2 exons. The coding region runs from base 1 to 1422 and encodes 473 amino acids. The record is from RefSeq and is a predicted model, not a curated record. NCBI's taxonomy places the organism in Eukaryota, Viridiplantae, Streptophyta, Magnoliopsida, Caryophyllales, Amaranthaceae.